AUGCAGCCCUUCCCCUCGACGCCUGGGCCGGGACGCGCCGCAGACACCUGCCCGGCUCCGCCUGGACCGGAGCGUCCUCCCGCGGCCAGGGCUCGGGCAGCUGCUUCCAGCCUGGGACCGGCCUCGGCCUCCGGCAGAGCGCCCCGGGGCCUGGACAUGAGUGCCCAGGAGCCCCCGCAGGGUCGGAGAUUCCCCAUUGAGGCCGGAGACUCCCCUGGCCUUGCCGCCGCCCCCGAGUCCCAGGACAGCCCGGAGCCGGUAGCUACGGAGCACAACCCGGUCAGGCCGCUUCGACGCUGCCCCGGCUGCCACUGCCUGACGCUGCUGCACGUGCCCAUCGACGUCUACCUGGCCAUGGGCGGGAGCCCCCGGGCCCGCGCCACCUGA
This is a messenger RNA of Budorcas taxicolor (takin), 387 nucleotides long. RefSeq names its product family with sequence similarity 229 member A (gene FAM229A). The transcript has 3 exons. NCBI's taxonomy places the organism in Eukaryota, Metazoa, Chordata, Mammalia, Artiodactyla, Bovidae. The record is from RefSeq and is a predicted model, not a curated record. Bases 1 to 387 code for a protein of 128 amino acids.